Messenger RNA from Lycium barbarum (goji berry), 1353 nucleotides. Its product is annotated as aldo-keto reductase family 4 member C10-like. Gene Ontology annotation, cellular component: cytosol. Bases 95 to 1042 code for a protein of 315 amino acids. The transcript has 7 exons. Gene Ontology annotation, molecular function: aldose reductase (NADPH) activity. Lineage: Eukaryota; Viridiplantae; Streptophyta; Magnoliopsida; Solanales; Solanaceae. The record is from RefSeq and is a predicted model, not a curated record.
AGAGAGCAAAUGCACUUCUCAUUGCUUUCUGCCAUAAAUAGCUCUCUCUUUUUGCCUCUAUACUAUACAAUUUACUCUUUUUUGUAUCAAAACAAUGGCAGGGGCAAUUCGGUACUUUCAGUUGAACACUGGUGCUAAGAUGCCGUCUGUCGGUUUGGGUACGUGGCAGUCCGAUCCUGGUGUUGUCGGACAAGCCGUUGAGAUUGCUAUCAAGGCGGGCUACCGGCAUAUUGAUUGUGCUCGAAUUUAUAAAAAUGAGAAGGAGAUUGGAGAAGUUUUGAAGAGGCUGUUUAAAGAUGGUGUUGUCAAGAGGGAAGAGCUAUUCGUUACAUCCAAACUCUGGAACACUGAUCAUGCACCUGAAGAUGUACCAGUUGCACUAAACAAAACUCUAGAAGACUUGCAGCUGGACUACGUUGACCUGUACCUCAUUCAUUGGCCUGUCAGUAUGAAGCCUGGUUCGGUUGACUUUAAACCUGAAAACCUUAUGCCAACCAACAUACCCAGCACAUGGCAAGCAAUGGAAAAACUUUAUGAUUCUGGGAAGGCCAAAGCUAUUGGUGUUAGCAAUUUCUCUACUAAGAAACUGGGAGAUCUUUUGCAAGUAGCUCGUGUUCCUCCUGCUGUCGAUCAGGUGGAGUGCCAUCCUUCAUGGCAACAAGCCAAGUUGCGGGAGUUCUGUAAAUCCAAGGGAGUGCACCUCUCGGCCUAUUCGCCGCUUGGUUCUCCAGGUACAACAUGGCUUAAAAGUGAUGUACUAAAGCAGCCAGCUGUAAUCUCAGUUGCUGAGAAAUUGGGCAAGACUCCUGCACAGGUUUGUCUUCGCUGGGGCAUUCAGAUGGGUCAGAGUGUGCUUCCUAAGAGCACACAUGAAGCACGGAUCAAAGAGAAUCUUGAUGUGCUGGACUGGUCUAUACCUGAUGACUUGUUUGCCAAGUUCUCUGAAAUUCCACAGGCAAGGCUGCUGAGAGGCACUUCAUUUGCUCACGAGACGCAUGGCCAGUACAGGACACUUGAAGAGCUAUGGGAUGGUGAGCUCUAAGGUUACAGUUCGAGUUAACUGUGGAAAAGAUAGGCAAAUCUUAAUCCAUUUAUCUCAUAGAUUUAGGCUUCUUGCGCACUUACUUUUCCUUUGAACUUUAGGAGAUCGGUUAGAGUGUCAACCCAUUUAUCUCAUAGAUGAAGGUUUCUUGCUUAACUGUCCCUCUAUUGGAUCUGUGCCGGAAACCAUUCAGCAGAUUCUAUGAAACAAUAUUCAAAUGUUUGAUUUGCUGGGAUAUACCCCAAAACUAUCGACUUUUGUGGUCAUCUUUUCUUAGUAUAUAGUUAAAUGCUAUGCUUUAUUGGACAUUA